Messenger RNA from Penicillium odoratum, 963 nucleotides. RefSeq names its product alpha/beta fold hydrolase. The transcript has a single exon. The coding region runs from base 1 to 963 and encodes 320 amino acids. The record is from RefSeq and is a predicted model, not a curated record. NCBI's taxonomy places the organism in Eukaryota, Fungi, Ascomycota, Eurotiomycetes, Eurotiales, Aspergillaceae.
AUGGCGGACAUUGAUUAUAUUGCCCUCACUACCAAACCCUCGUCGCAGCUAAGCUACAGCUUCCAGGCCUCCACCGGGACCACCAAGCCUGUGCUGGUCGUUUUCCUCAACGGCUUGGGACUGCCCCAAGCCUUCUGGCAUCCCGUCACUUCCCAGCUGAAAACCAUCCGUGAUGGCCGCAGUACUCCCAGCUUCUUGACCUACGAUCGUUUCGGGCAAGGUCAAACCACCGAUCGUGACCCCCAGGAUGCCAGCGCAGAGGAUCCUACACACGGCCAUGACUGCCUCGCCUCUGUCAAAGAUCUACGCCAAUUAAUCAUACAAAUCAGCAACGAGAAAGUAGAGAUCUCCGAAGUCGACUCCGUCCCCGUGGUCCUAGUCGGCAACUCCAUCGGCUGCGCACUGGCCCGCCUCUACGCCCAAGAAUACCCGGGCACCGUGGCCGCGCUCUUGCUACUGGACAGUGUCCUAGCAAACUCCGACUUCGUCUCCGUAUUUCCUGACCCUGACGCUGCGGACUUCGAUCCCGCCAGUAUCCACCCUAUUCCAGCGGAGGCUAUCCGCGCGGUACGGGCCGGUACCCGUCGCAUGUUUCACCCUGAUGUCGGCAAUAAGGAAGGGCUCAGUCGUCGUAAUUUGCGGGAGUUGCUGCCAGCUAGCGACGGGCCCUUGCUUCGGGGCCCCGGUGGUCAUGGACCUUAUGUUACUGUCGUGGGUCAUGACUUUGAUACUUUCGCUGAGGAGUCGUCGAAGAUGGGUCCGCCUAAGGGUGUGACCAAUCGCUUUGUCAAUCCCUACUGGCAGCGCUAUAAUGAGGGAUUGGCUAGGAUUACGGAGCCUGAGUAUAGCAAGGGUCCUGUUAUUGCGCCUAAUGCGGGCCACUUCGUACAGAGAGAUAACCCGGAAUUUGUGGCACAGGAGCUCAAUGAGCUGCUUGAGAAGAUUCAGCAGUAUGCGGUAUGA